Molecule: messenger RNA, 976 nt
Organism: Hermetia illucens (black soldier fly)
Lineage: Eukaryota; Metazoa; Arthropoda; Insecta; Diptera; Stratiomyidae
Product: probable fatty acid-binding protein
Exons: 3
Coding region: 118-513 (131 amino acids)
Biological process (GO): fatty acid transport
Cellular component (GO): nucleus; cytosol
Molecular function (GO): fatty acid binding
Source: RefSeq, a predicted model, not a curated record
CUGCGGCGAUUUUCAAUCCGUCACCAGUCUCACGGCAGUGUCUGUGCAACCUAAAUCGAGUGUGGUUUGUUUUUCGUGUCGCUCGCUACCGGUCCUCGCAAAAAAAAGUGCUAAAAAAUGGCUUGGGAAGGAAAGAAAUAUAAAUUGGACAAAUCUGAAAACUUCGAUGAAUACAUGAAGGCGCUCGGUGUCGGCUUGGUUCUCCGUAAAAUGGGCAACACUGUAUCACCAACUGUUGAAUUGACAAAGGAUGGAGACGAAUACACUCUAACAACUUCAUCAACAUUCAAAACAACCGCCAUCAAAUUCAAAGCCGAUGAGGAAUUCGAUGAAGAAACUGCUGAUGGACGUAAAGUAAAAAGUGUUUGCAAGUUCGAGAAUCCUAAUAAGCUUGUUCACGAGCAAAAAGGGGAAAAGCCAACCACUAUCAUCCGGGAGUUUACACCAGAGAGUAUGGUUGCUACCAUGACCAUCGAAGGCAUUAAAUGCAUCCGAGAAUACAAGGCUGUAUAAGCAAUUGUCCACUCCAUAAAAUAAAAGUAAAAAAUAAAGUCGACUGCCAAUGUUCCACCACACGUGUAUGCAUUACCAAAUCGCGGACACUCGAAUAUGAAUGUACAUCUGCGUUGUACGCUUAGUUAAAUUAAUUUUUCCAAUGAUAUGUAUCGCCAAUACUGAAUAACUUCUAGUUCGUAGGAUUGCAUGGCAGAUCUUUAUUUUCUUUUUUGUACUGAUUUCGUUUUAUACAGAAGGAAUUUGUUGAAUUUAUUUUGGACUGGAUUAUGUUUUCUUUUUGAUAUGAACUCUAAUUAUUGUCGCACUGCACAGCACACUAAUAUGACUCUGAAAAACAAGACUAGAAGAUAUAAUGUUCACAAUUGCACAAAAGGUGAUGUAAAUUUAUCGAAUUGAUAGAUCGAAAAUGAAAACUAUUUAGAUGAGGAAAUUGCGAAAUAAAAGUUAUCUAUAUCUUAAA